Phanerochaete carnosa HHB-10118-sp is the source of this 2507-nucleotide messenger RNA. RefSeq lists its product as uncharacterized. NCBI's taxonomy places the organism in Eukaryota, Fungi, Basidiomycota, Agaricomycetes, Polyporales, Phanerochaetaceae. The coding region runs from base 143 to 2281 and encodes 712 amino acids. Gene Ontology annotation, molecular function: phosphatidylinositol kinase activity. The transcript has 4 exons. The record is from RefSeq and is a predicted model, not a curated record. Gene Ontology annotation, biological process: phosphatidylinositol metabolic process.
UCCCAUGCGCAAGGAAGAGAAUACAUUAUUUAUCUCUUCCUAAGUUGCUCACUGUUACUUCUAUCGUCUUCAUCUCAGCUAUCCCGCAGUUACCGCAGCUGCAGACUGCGGUUCUGAGCGACAACCAACUCUUAUUCCAUCUAUGUCCACAGUUCUCUCCGUUCCCCUCUCUUCUUCUCCAGAAAGUCUAGGCAAAAUUGGUCAAGCGAGCUCUUCCAACGUCUCUUUUCUCUCUAUACCUAGUCCUGGACAUCCCGCGGCCUCGAGAACGCCGGUUACCACACCGAUCUUAGGCUCUGGCGAGGAUGAGAUUCACUAUGCAUCUGGAAAGCGACUACCUUCUGCACCGCGACCCGCUGAAGACGCGCCAGAGUCUAAAGUUGGCCCACCCCCACCCUCACCACCAGCGAGCAUCGGAGGUGAGACCGAGAUCAUGGAGGAGGGGCGCACGCCAGAGUCCCCAAAGUCACAUACGCCGUCCUCAAACGGCCGCCCGAUAACAUUUGAGGAACCUCCGCGACAACCGCCCUCCCCACGCAAAGCCUCGCCAAGACUGCCGCCCAGCUUGGGACGGCGGUCGUCUGCCGACACAGAUGUCUCGCAGAAGCUCUCUCCCUCGGCUUCACCACGAAUCAUGCGUGCGCAAUCGGACGGCACCACCUCGCUCUCUCCGCCGAGUCCAGAAGAUGGCUUUCUUCAGCCACCCCUCCAUAACCCGUCUCGCCGAAACACGACAGGCUCUGCGAGCAUACUAUCAUCAUCCUCACGGCAUCCACCCACCCCACUGCUACAACAAUUCAGUCAUGACACACUUGAGGUUAACGACAACGAGUUGGGGGAGCUCGCGUCCGAUAUACAGCAACAGGCGGAGCAAAUUCGGAAGGAGCGGAUGUCGAAGCGGAAGGCGGCACAGGAGGCAGAGCAAGGGAAGCUGCGAGCCGAGCAGGGAGUGCACAGACUUGCUCGGACAACAUCCUUAGUGCGUGCGCUUUCCAAUCGCGGGGAUGAGAAGCCGGUAGUGGGAAAUCUCAUUGGCGAAGGGCACGUCAACUACGUGCUUAUGUUCAACAUGCUCACUGGCAUUCGCGUCGCCGUGUCACGAUGUCAAGCGAAGAUACGCCGCUCGUUGACAGACGAGGAUUACAAGGCUGCGCACAAGUACUCCUUCGAUUUCAUCGGUAACGAGCUGACGCCAUCGACGAGGUACGACUUCAAGUUCAAGGACUACGCGCCUUGGGUUUUCCGUGAACUACGCGAAGAUUACUUCCAACUUGAUCCCGCUGAUUAUCUACUUUCCCUGACUGCGAAGUAUAUCCUGUCGGAGCUAGGCUCGCCGGGCAAGUCUGGGUCUUUCUUCUACUUCUCUCGCGACUACCGCUUCAUCAUCAAGACUAUUCACCACAGUGAACACAAGUUCCUUCGCCGCAUUCUGAAGCAAUAUCAUGAACACGUCAAGCAGAAUCCGCACACCCUUUUGUCACGCUUCUACGGUUUGCAUCGUGUCAAGCUGCCGCGCGGCCGGAAGAUUCAUUUUGUGAUCAUGAACAAUCUCUUUCCGCCACACAAGGAUGUUCACGAGACAUACGAUCUCAAGGGUAGUACCGUCGGACGGGAGUACCCCGAGGUGAAGGCGGCGCAGAACCCGCGUGCGGUGCUCAAAGAUCUCAACUGGAUCAACCGCAGCAAGUCGCUUGAGCUGGGCCCGGAGAAGCGUGCGCUACUUACUGAGCAGAUACGACGAGAUGCGGAACUGCUCAAGAAGCUGCACGUGAUGGAUUACUCGCUACUCAUUGGCAUCCAUAACAUGGCGCGCGGAAACCGGGACAACGUGCGGCGGAACACGCUGAAGGUGUUCUCGCCGGACGUACCGAUCUUGCGACGGAAGCCGACGAUGGGGCAGAACAGCAAGGGGCCAUCGUCGCCGGAGGCAAUUGCAAUGCGGCGUCUGGUACGUGAAAGCGACCCGAAGGCGCUGGAUACGAGUCACGUCGCGCCCGACGCCAGCGAGCGGCAGCACUUUUUGUUCUACCAGGACGAUGGUGGCUUGCGGGCGACAGAUGAGACGAAUGAGAGCCUUGACACGAUCUAUUAUCUCGGUAUCAUCGACAUCCUGACGCCGUACAGCACGGUGAAGAAGCUGGAGCACUAUUGGAAGGGCUUUCAAGCUGACCGGCAUAAAAUUAGUCCCGUUCCGCCCGAGGAGUACGCUGACCGGUUCUUCGCGUUCAUGAAGGCCAUUAUGCGCGGUGGCGAGGGCGGUACGCGCUUCAAGUCAGAGUAAGACAUCAUCGCCGGACUAUUGUUUCGUAUUCGUGCUACUUCUUCCUUCGUCCCUUCCUUCAACAGAUAGCGUCGUCUGAUGGCCACUCUCCCGCUCACUCCCGCCGUUCUUUGUACGUUGCUUAGUAUACCCUUCACCGCUACACUCCAUGCUUGAUAAUCAGUUGCACGCCACGCUCCUUCGGAUGUAUUCAUCAAUGGACGGUUCACUAAUAUACUGAAGUCAG